This is a messenger RNA of Vigna angularis (adzuki bean), 2138 nucleotides long. Its product is annotated as transcription factor PHYTOCHROME INTERACTING FACTOR-LIKE 15. Gene Ontology annotation, biological process: regulation of DNA-templated transcription. NCBI's taxonomy places the organism in Eukaryota, Viridiplantae, Streptophyta, Magnoliopsida, Fabales, Fabaceae. Gene Ontology annotation, molecular function: protein dimerization activity; DNA-binding transcription factor activity. The transcript has 6 exons. The record is from RefSeq and is a predicted model, not a curated record. The coding region runs from base 405 to 1985 and encodes 526 amino acids.
GAAAUUUGUGGUCACCUUUGAGAGAAUCCACCCACUUUUUUAUUUUUUAUUUCGCUGAGUACUAGGAAUUAAACUGGGAAAUGACUUGUAUGCCAUUCCAAUCAAUACCACAUUGAGUAGUACGUAGUAUUUAUUACCAAUUCCCUCCUAGCAGAGCCAUACAUUACAUUCAUUCCCUCACAUCCCAACAUUUUCCACCGUACAACAAACCACUGCAAUCCAUUAUUUCAGCACUACUUCUCAUCAACACCUAUAGAGUUCGUCCUUGCACACCGCCAAUUCCUCGUCACAACUUAAUUUCAAUUUGUUGCCUUCGUCAACUCAUGUGCAACCCAGAAACAACAUAGCAUCAAAUUCAAGCAAGGAAUCUCAAUUUUUUAUCCCAGUUAAUUUCAUUCAAUCAAAUGAUUCAGGAUAUGCCUGACUCCACCCGCUCCGCUAUGACAAGAAGCUCCUACUCCUUUUACGACAAUGAUUUCCUUGAGCUGGUGUGGGAAAAUGGUGAGGUUGUUGCACGAGGAGGUUCAUCAAAUAAAUCACCCAGCAUAAAAAGAACAAGGUUGAACCCUUUAUACUCACUUGAAGAUCACCUUUCCCCUCUAAAGGAAUCUGACAUGAGCUCUUCGUAUCAAAGCAAUGCUCAAGAUUCCUGUCAUUCCAGCCAAAACAAGAAUUCCUGCAAGCUUAACGAGGAAUUUGAAAACUUAUUAAGACCGGCAAAGGACUCUAAGCCCGUUACCCCAGGACAUGGUCUCUUACAACAGUGUUCACCUUCAACUCCUCUCAAGAAACAAAGAACUGAUUCAACUCAGACACCACCACCACCACCACCGAACACACGGCACAUGGGGUUUGAUCAAACAACAGCUAAAGUGAACUUCUCCAAUUUUUCGAUACCUGCAGUCUUUCUCAAAUCCAGUACUUGUCAUGGAAGCAGUACAACUCAGCAGACAAAACAUUAUUCAUAUCCAGCGAGAAUGGAGGAGAUUGAAGCGCGUAAGGUUGAGAAAUCAACUAAGGAAUCACAAGGGUUUCAAAAGCAAACAUCCUUAACCGUUGAAAGAAGUGCAAAACCACCCCCACCCCUUGAUGAGCACUCUGAAGCUAUUGGUCUGGGAAUUCACAGACACCAAGGUCAACUGCGUUAUGACCAAACCUCAGCCUCAGAAGCACUUAGAGCGAAGGAAAAAGCUUAUAAUAAUAAUAACACUGUCUGUAAAGAACCGUUCCUAGCUUCUUCUGUGUGCUCUCUUGGAGCUUCAAACGACCCAAACGUUGGUAUCAGGAAAAAUGAGGACACCGAUGACUCAACAUAUUUAAGUGAUAAUGACGAAGAGCCUGAAAAUAGGGUAAAGCAAGAUAGGGAGGGAAACAGACUCAAGAGAAGCAGAAACACUGAGGUUCAUAACUUAUCUGAAAAGAAGCGUAGAGAAAAAAUCAACAAGAAGAUGCGUACAUUGAAAGAGCUCAUACCAAAUUGCAAUAAGGUGGACAAAGCAUCAAUGCUUGACGAUGCCAUCGAGUAUCUGAAGACUCUAAAGCUUCAGUUACAGAUAAUGUCAAUGGGAAGUGGAUUAUGGCCACUUAUGAUGCUACCUGCUGCGGCAGCGCCUCACAUGAAUGGACCACAUUUAUCACAGUUGGUGGGAGCUGGAAUGGGAUUCAGGCCACCAGAGCUUCCUGUUCCACCACUAUCAGCUAUCACAGACUCCAGACUUCAUCAGAUGUUUGGUUUCCCCAACCAAAUACCAACCAUGCCAAUGCCUCACGCACCUUUCUUCCCCGUCAUCGGAAAUUCUCCCACACAACCACACUUGGCCGCCACCACCGCACCUACACAACAUCUUGCUAAAUCUGCUGCAUCUCUUCAGGUCUCACUCCCCACCAACUUGGUCCCUCUGGAAAAUGCAACAAAUCAACUGCAGAAUCCAGUGUCCUUUCAUCCCCACGGCAUCAGUACUCCUUUCAUUUUUCCACAAAAGUAGAGGUAAAUGUACAGGGAGGGAAGUAGAGAGUGAUGAAAUUAAGAAAUUAGAUUAGAGAAGUUCAUAGGAGGCCGGUGUAGAAUUUCGUUUACCGUUUUUAAAAAUACACUGUACAUUUUUCUCAUCCCAGAAUAUCAGUUGCAGAAUCUGACA